UUUUCGUCCUUCAACAGAAUGGCCGGCAUCCCGUGUGAAAUCAUCAGCGGCAUGAACAAGAGCGCCGCCUAUGAGAUUGGGAGGAGAGCGGACAGAUCCAAGAUGGGGGCCCAGUGGAACGCCGUGUACGUAGACGGCAACUGGAGGCUGAUCGAUGCGUUCUGGGCCUGUGCCUGCGUGGUGGGGAAGAAAUCUGGUAGGUUAGGAUCGUGUUUGACGUUGUAUCACUAUACAGACUCCAUUCCGACAGUUUUUACAUUAUUUUUUUUUAAUCCCUGCCUGAUUUAAACACAUUUUUUCCCUUCCUGACAGGCGAGUGGACUCUGGUUGACGCCGAUGGGGAAGUCGUUGACGCAGAGGAGAACGCGACAGAGGGUCAGACCCAUCACAGGAUCAAUGAGUUCUAUUUCAUACCAGACCCCGACCAGCUGAUCUGGACGCAUUUCCCGGACGACAAAAAAUGGCAGCUGCUGCACAAACCCGUGACUCUUGAAGAGUUUGAGGACCACUUUUACGUCAGGGAGCGGUUCCACAUUCUUGGCAAGUUGUUGGUCGACACAUGCAUUCUUAGACAUCGCCCUGCAAGCUAAUUCCUUUGUUUUGUGUGUGUGUGUGUUUUCCUUUCUAUUUUUUGAUGUAGAUCUUUCCAACGCAACGUUGAGGUUUACUUUAACCUUCUCAACGCAGAGUGUAAUCAUUAACCUGAUGUGAAUUGCUUUUUUGUUUGUCCUACGGGCGUGAAGUUGACCAAGGCUUCGAUUGUGUAGCAGCCUUGACUUGAUCUGUAUUUAGUUUAAAGUGAGAGAGAGGUGCUCAAUUCGGCAGCCUCCCUCUCACGUCCAAUAGCAAGACUUAGUCAAGUCGACUGGAAGAUGACCAACAGUGUGUAGCAGCCUUGACUUGAUCUGUCUUUAGUUUAAAGUGAGAGAGAGGUGCUCAAUUCGUCAGCCUCACACUCACGUCCAAUGGCAAGAAUUAGUCAAGUCGACUGGAAGAUGACCAACAGUGUGUAGCAGCCUUGACUUGAUCUGUAUUUAGUUUAAAGUGAGAGAGAGGUGCUCAAUUCGUCAGCCUCCCUCUCACGUCCAAUGGCAAGACUAAGUCAAGUCGACUGGAAGAUGACCAACAGUGUGUGCGCGUGUAUGUGUGUGUGUGGUAGUAUGUGUGUGUGGGGUUUUUUUUUUGUCACUGUGCUAUUUAGGCGUUUCGCGUCGCAGGAGUUGUCGCAAUUUUCAUCGCGUCACCAUCAUACCGCCUACGGGGCUUCAUCUUUGGUUUUGAUUUGAGAGUUUGCCUUCUCUUAGAUGAGUCGUCAUCCAAGGUUAACGAGUCCCGCCCAUCCAUUGGAUCUCGUAGUGUACAAUUUAAUGCCUCGAUUUUACAAAAUUGCUUUUGCCUCUUGUGUUUAAAAGUUCCUUUCACCUUCUACAUGUUUGUCAUAAGUUUUGAUAAUUUUGGCAGGCAUGAGCACAGUACCAGAGACGAAGAUGAAAUGUGUGGCCGAGACUGUAGACGGUGAGGUCGAGUUCAUCUUCGGUCUGCCCCCUGAGAGAAGCCAGACCUUCCGCUUUAAAUAUAUGUUGUACAGGUCGAAGAGCGAAGCCGCCGACAGAAAGGUGGACCUCUUCUUGGACAGGUUUGUGUUCUUCGAGCAGAGGGAGGACCUGCUUAGGUUCGCGCUCAGAUUCCCCAUCAAGGGAAAUUUUAAACUUGACAUCUACGGACUGGACACCGAGGAUGGGGACGUCUUUGACCUAUGCUGCACUUACAUCAUCAACUGCCCCAAAGCCAAGCACAACUGCCUGCCGCUGCCCGAUUGUCCGCCCCUCGGUUGGGGGCCCGUGGCCGAGACGAGAGCCGCCGGCCUCGAACCGACGACGCACAAAAAGGGCGAGGUGAUCUCCAAGGACGGCUACGUCGAGAUCCGCCUGGCCAAGGAACGAGCGCUUGCCUUCCACCAGCUGCUGAAGCACGCGAAGAUCGACGAGGCGACGCUGAGCAAGUACGUCAUCACCGAGCUUGAGGGCGACGAGGCUGUCAUCUACCUCCGCCUGCCGCAGAACGGCGAGUACGCCCUGAAGCUCUUCGCCCAGGAUCUCGACGACGAAGGCGCUGCGCCCAACGUGCUGAACUAUCUCAUCAAAUGCAGUGAUGCCGAAACGGGAUCGCAGCCGUUCCCCAACUUGACGAACGGACUCGUCGGUAAGAAUCCUUUGACCAGCGACAAGUUCGGGGUCAAGGCCGUUUCCCACCCCAGCGGUAUGCUGGAGACGAAAGACGGCAAUCUGAGCCUGGACUUCGAGGCCGAGUCCGGGGUCGAUCUCGUCUGCGAGAUCCACACCAACGACGGCAAGGCAGCCGGUCAGAUGAAGUCCGCCGUGACCAGCAAGGGCAACAAGUGGAACUUCAAGCUGGACAUGCCCGUCAAGGGCGAGUACACUCUCAACGUGUUUGCCCAGAGGAAAGGCGAGAAGGGUCAGAUCUACAGCGUCCACUCGUAUCUCAUCAAGUCUGCCGGCGGGAGUAUGUCCGGCGAUCAGGUGGAUGGGCUUAAUGAGAAGGACAUGCAAGUGCCCACCGAGACAGUUGAGACUAGCGACAGUGAGGUAAGUACAAUGUCACCUACAAUAAAAUUGCAUUUUAAAAAUCAUCUUUUGUCUACUUAAUUCUAAGAGUUGAGUGUCUAAUACAAUGUCUUUUUUUUCCCACGCCCUACACGUAAACCAAGCGCCUAAACGUGGAAUAGCGAAAUAUACUCCAAAAAUAGGGCUCCAUGCUGCCAUAAGUUGAGAAACACUGGUCUCGGGUGUGAGGCUGAUAUAAACCAAUCAUGAAUAAAUGGACUGUGAUGCUGUGUUGACAGAAAGUGUGUCAAGGAAUGGGCAGUCGUGCAUUUUACCAAUUUGUUUUGUUAACUUCACUUGGGUGAUGCAUGUCUAAAUAUAAGCCAUCACAACAAAGGCGUGGGGUUGAAAGGUGACUAACGGUUUACCAAUUGUGUAAAUGUGCAAAUGAAAUUGGGAGUGGGAAGCGAAAAACAAUGGUGGCACAGCUUGCAUCUAAACAGAGUACUUUUAACAACAGUGCAGUCGAGUGUACUAGUCUUGUUCAUUGUAUCGAUAACUUUGUACUUAUAAAAAAACUAUGGAAGAGAGAAAAUUUGAAGUAGCCUGAAACCAUAACGAGUGACUUUUUUUGUUUUGUACGUAUAUUAAUGUAUGAUCCCUAAUGCAAUAUUUGAACUCAAACAUAUUUUGUUAAUUGGAGAAAAUAAGAAACAUUUUUUUUUAAAUUUACCUUCAGCUGCUGUCUAAAAAGGUACGGUAUUGCAUGGGUAAAUACUGUUUCAGUUUUUUUUUUUAAUUCUCCACUUAAAGACGGAGUGUUGCAUGAUCAGAGAGAUGAUUUUCAAAUUGUUAGCACUCGGUGGCGACUAACCUAGUUCCAUUCAGUGCUGUGCAUGAGGCACGCAGAUCAUGUGCUUAGCACGAUUUGCUAUUCAAACCACAUUUCUCAUCAUAGCUUUUUAUCAAUUCAUAUUAAUUCAUCACCACGUUCAUUCAAAGGAUGCGGUGGAAAGUUUUAAACAUUUUCUUUAUAAGUCACUAUUUCUAGUGCGUUUGCUUGUUUUUUAUCUUGGAAUUUAAUUGUACAAACGUUUAUAGUCCACCUUGUCUGGACAACACCUUAAGAACCUUUAAAAGAGAUACAUACUUACAAGAAUGCACCUAAUUAAAAAAAAAAGAUAAAUUUAUUUAUUUAUUUAUUUAGGCAUUUUUAUAUAGCGCUUACCUUAAAGCUCUAAGCGCCUUACAAUUAUUAAAAACAUGUAAACUAACUAAAAUAAAAAUGAGACAUUAGGAUAGUAACUACUAUACUAUAUAAACCAUUAAAAUGGCUAUAAAACGAGGACACUUUGGCAUGGAGGCACCUUCUUUAAGAACACUGAUACAUGCGUACAAGAAGGCAUCUACUUUUAAAAAUUGAGUUAAUUACUUACAAGAAUGCAGCUGUUAAACAGGCUUCAAUUUAACACAAACUUCCUACAGAUUAUACAAUUAUGAGGCCUAUUUAUUAUGAAGCAAACGAUACAUUUCUUUGUGGCAUGCUGUCAGCUACUGGGAUUAUUUCUUUGAGGCAUGCUGUCAGCUACUGGGUUUAUUUCUUUGAGGCAUGCUGUCAGCUACUGGGUUUAUUUCUUUGUGGCAUGCUGUCAGCUACUGGGUUUAUUUCUUUGUGGCAUGCUGUCAGCUACUGGGCUUAUUUCUUUGAGGCAUGCUGUCAGCUACUGGGUUUAUUUCUUUGAGGCAUGCUGUUAGCUACUGGGUUUAUUUCUUUGAGGCAUGCUGUUAGCUACUGGGUUUAUUUCUUUGAGGCAUGCUGUCAGCUACUGGGUUUAUUUCUUUGAGGCACGCUGUCAGCUACUUGGUUUAUUUCUUUGAGGCAUGCUGUUAGCUACUGGGUUUAUUUCUUUGUGGCAUGCUGUUAGCUACUGGGUUUAUUUCUUUGAGGCAUGCUGUCAGCUACUGGGUUUAUUUCUUUGAGGCAUGCUGUUAUCUACUGGGUUUAUUUCUUUGAGGCAUGCUGUCAGCUACUGGGUUUAUUUCUUUGAGGCAUGCUGUCAGCUACUGGGUUUAUUUCUUUGAGGCAUGCUGUCAGCUACUGGGUUUAUUUCUUUGUGGCAUGCUGUUAGCUACUGGGUUUAUUUCUUUGAGGCAUGAUGUUAGCUACUCGGUUUAUUUCUUUGAGGCACGCUGUUAGCUACUGGGUUUUUUUGAAACCAAGCAAUGAACAUUUUUCUUAUCAACCGUUGAUUCUAUGAAUGAAAACUGUGUGCUGUUAACGACUUUGGAGAUUUUCAUGUGGUUUUUUUUUCAAGCAGAUGUUGAUAACUGUUUCCAUUACUGUUGCAUGUACGUGUUUAAAUGAGUGUUUUGAGAUCUAUCGCUCUCUCUCUCUCUCUCUCUCUCUCUCUCUGUGUCUCUUUUUAUCUAUAUAUCUCUCUUUCUGUCUGUCGAUCUAUCUAUAUAUCUAUCUAUAUAUCUCUAUCUACUUUUUCUCACUCUUUCUCUCCAUAUUUUUGUCUCCGUCUCUCUCUUUCUCCCUCUUUCUCUGUUUCACUCUCUAUUUCCCUUUUUCCCCUUUAUCUCUCGCUCUCUUUAUCUCUCUUUAUCUCUCUUUCUUUCUCUUUUUCUUUCUUUUUCUCUCCCUAUCUCUUUUUUUCUCUUAAUUUCUUUUUCUAUUUCUAUAUCUCUAUUGUCACUCUCUAUCUCUUUCUCUCUCUCUUUCUCUCUCUCUUUCUCUCUCUCUUUCUCUCUCUCUUUCUCUCUCUCUUUUUCUCUCUCUUUCUCUCUCUCUUUCUCUCUCUUUCUCUUUCCGCACCUCUUUGUCUCUCUUUAUCUCAAUCUUUCUCUAUAUCCCUCUUUCCUCAUCUCUCUCUCUCUCACUCUCUCUGUCUCUCUCUCUCCGUCUCUCAUUUAUGGCCACGGCUCUCAUGUUGCACAACUUGCCUGUAUUAUUUCUUUCUGAAUGAUCAUUUGAAAAAAAAAAACAACACUUGUAAUCUCUCGUACCUAUUUCGUGUGGAUGUUCUAGAUACCGAGACGCACUAUGUGUGCUAAACUAAAGCUUGUAAAUUCAAUUGUCCACCAUUUUGAUUACCUAUUCGUUGUGUUCAAAGGUGGAUAUUAAAGUAAGGAUGACAAUCUCAGCUUUAGGGAUCAGCGGAUUUGAUAUGGAUUUACUUUAAACCUGCACAGGUGAUGAUUCCUGUUCCUUAUGGCUGUAAGAAUGCGGUGGCCGCUGUCCACAGGAGGAACGGAAAUGACCCGCCUGACCCUAGUCAGAUUGAGUUCUUCUCGGCAGACGACAUGAACCUGGUCAAGGUCCAGCUGAAGGAUUAUGGGGAAUACAUGCUCAACUUAUACAGCAUGGACGAGAACGCCAACCUGGUAGGUGCAUGAUGGGAACUGUGGCUUUGCUUGUUUUGUAGCCUACAUAGUUGUAGAUCGUGUUUGAGUAAAUUAUAGUUUGUUUUGUUCAUCGUUAUUGCUGUUAAAACGUCGUAGGCAGGUCCGUGCGACAAAAAUAGUGGGGGGGGGGGGGUAGGGUUGCUUAACGGGCGUCAUCUUUUUCGCGCAAAAUGUGUAUAGUAAUAGAUACUGUUUUGGAGAACUUGGGCUCCUAAAUGCAGCUGCUUUAUCCAGGGAGCAGGUUUUAGCUCGCCACGGCCCUGGUUAUAAGGGGCCUUGACCAUAUUUCAUAUUCCUUAGAAAUAGAAGUAUACGCUCCUAGCAGUAAAAGACUAAUGAAAACAUGCUUGGUAACAUUCUUUUCCCAAUUCCAGUGAGCAGGAUUUACAAGCGUCUUCACCCUAGUCCCGCUUGGGGAAACUUUUUUUUUCCCUUCAGUCAAACUUAACAAAACAACACCAUCCCGAUGCCGGUUUUUUGGUGCAAGUUUUACUUGAGCCAAUCUUAGCAUAACAUUCAUUUUUACUUUUUUUAUAAAUCAGAUUGACUAACUAAACCCUAUUUUGUUUAACGACCCACACAUAUUUAAUAAAACAACGUUGGUUUUUAUUAACAUCAUAGUAUUUAUUUAUUUAUUUAUCUAUUUAUUUAUUUAUUUAUUUAUUUAUUUACUUAUUUAUUUAUUUAUUUAUUUAUUUAUUUAUCUAUUUAUUUAUUUAUUUAUUUAUUUAUUUAUCUAUUUAUUUAUUUAUUUAUUUAUUUACUUAUUUAUUUAUCUAUUUAUUUAUUUAUUUAUUUAUUUAUCUAUUUAUUUAUUUAUUUAUUUAUUUAUCUAUUUAUUUAUUUAUUUAUUUACUUAUUUAUUUAUUUAUUUAUUUAUUUAUUUAUUUAUUUAUUUAUUUAUUUAUUUAUUUGUUUGUUUAUUUGUUUAUUUGUUUAUUUAUUUAUUUAUUUAUUUAUUUAUUUAUUUAUUUAUCUAUUUAUUUAUUUAUUUAUUUACUUAUUUAUUUAUUUAUUUAUUUAUUUGUUUAUUUAUUUAUUUAUUUAUUUAUUUAUUUGUUUGUUUAUUUGUUUAUUUGUUUAUUUGUUUAUUUAUUUAUUUAUUUUUGCGUAAUCUAAAUCUAACGCUGCAAACGCUGGGUACAAAACUCAAGUAUCGCCACCUGAGAAAAUCAAUUAAUGAAAUAGUUUUUAAACAGCAAACUUCAAUAAAGGGUAAGGGUGGUUUUGUUAUUUGUUGGGUUUUUUUUUUUUUUUUUGUUGUUUUUUUUUUUUUUUUUUUGUUUUCCUGUUGUUGUUUUUUUUUUUUUUUUUUUUUUUUUUUUUUUUUUUUUUUUUUUUUUUUUUUUUUUUUUUUUUUUUUUUUUUUUUUUUUUUUUUUUUUUUUUUUUUUUUUUUUUUUUUUUUUUUUUGUUGUUUUUAUUUUUAUUUUUUCGUUGUCCAGUUGUUGUUUCUUGUUGUAUUACUUUAACCCUUAAAUACUUUCAUUGACGUCCCUAUAUGUCAUGGUAGAGGAAACUUCAAAGUGCUCAGGUUAGAGUUUACCCUGCGCUUUUAGUGUGUUAAAAUUUGAAAACCUCUAGCUUCUCUAAGCCCGGUUCAACUUUUUUUCCUUUUCCCGUAAGGUCGAAAAUGUGGCCAAGUACCAAAUCAACCGUAAACGCCCAGGGGAGCUCUACCAGAACAACCUGAGCAUCAUCAUGGAAGACCUCCAGCCCAGCCGGCAGAACACAGACGCGGACGUAGGCCUUAAGAAGAAAGGCGACUCUGAAGGUAGCGAAGAACCUGUGAUGACGCUCCUCGCGAACUGAGCAUUUGUGCAUCAUACCCUUCGCUGUCGGCCCCCGCGAUCCCUAUGAGGGAGUAAUGUGAACAAUGGGUUGUUACGUGGGCUGGGAUAGAUAAAUUCUUGGGAAGUCGUGGAAGUCGGGGGGGGGGGGGGGGGGGGGGGGGGGGGGGGGGGGGGGGGGGGGCAAAUAUUGUUGGUCAACAUUCGAGCUACUGUAAUUUGAGACGGGUAAAGAAACCAGAUUUCUCGUUAGAGCUCAGUGGAAAAUUUCGUCCAGUGCAUGGAAAUGCGUGAAAAUAUUUUGUCGUUAUAAAUUAAGAGCUAGUUUUGUUUAAGCAAACAUUUGACAUAUAUUCUUGCAUAUCACCAGCAAUAAAUCAGGCGUUGGUCAUUCUAACGCCAUAGACCUUAUACUGAUUGUUCAAACACCGGUCAACGAUUUUUUUCUGUUCUUACAUUUUUAGCAUAGACACUUUUAAUUUUGCUGUAAGUUCUCAUAUUAAUGGGUAAAACCAGGGAUCCGUUCAAAUUGUUUGUAAAACAGAGUGGCUUGACCGUGUUUGCCGCAUUUUACUUACCAAUUUAUGUUGGUUCCUAAAUCAUGUUUGUUGUUUCAAAACUCGACUCCAGUAAGUUAAGUAGGGCUAAUUAAAACAGACCCCAAUAAUAUAGUUUUUUUUUAAAAUAAAAUCUAUAUUUUUACUAUGAAUAAUUUCUUUCCUCUCAAUUCACGGAACGUCAUCCGAUCCAUGUUUACUUAGCCAAACCAUGACAACCACGAAUGAUAUGAAAGCGGAAAUGAUCUGCACCAACCCAUUGUGCUCUUUUCUUUCCGAAAAGAAAUAUUUGUUUUCCUUUGUGAACGUAUCCCAUAAGUAUACCUUUAUAAUAAAAAUCGUUCUCAAUGAUAAAAUGAUUCUUACUAUCAAAAUGAAAUUCUCAAAACCCCAGGCAGUAACAGCAACAAAAAAAAUCUAGGAUUUAUCUGUGUUAAAAUUAUUGUAUCGAUAUAUUAAACAUUUACCAAUUUACAGAGGAAAAUAAGCGCCAGGCCAGAAGGAACAUCCAGAAUGCACUCGAUCUAAAGGACAUCCGCUUCUUGGAGGACGCCAUCAAGGCGUAUGUGGCCAAUGGCGCCAAUGACAAUGACCCGCUCUUGUUAAAGGCCAGGCAUCAGCUCGAGGUACUCAAGGCAAAGGAAGGUGAGCCGUGAAAAUUUCUUAGCAUUUAAUUAACCUUUUCUCUCAUUAGAGGGGUCGGACUUGGCUGCAAGGUCGACGGGAAAAAUCCCGGCACGCCGUCAGGGUCGAUGACAUUGGGGCCCGCUGGGCCGCGUCUACAUUACAAUAAAGUUUCGUGUCAAAUCUAAAUCAAGCAACCCUUGAAAUUAAAGUUUUUCGAUACAAAUCCUUUAUAGAAUGCAAUAUCGAACAGUGGGGGCGGGGGCCAGAAAUUUAUACAAAACAUUGGCAACGAGUCUAUGUGCCAAGUUUUACCUCGAUAGGUUGACGGGAAGUAGGUCUAUUAGCCGUCCGAUUAUUUUGCCAGCGAGCCACCCACGGAAAAAACGCGAAGAUAAUAUAAAAGAUUUAUAAAAACAGAUCUUUGCAACCCCAUGCGCUCAAUCAGUCCAGGUCAUCAGUGCUCUCAUCCCAGGUCGCCAGUGCUCUCAUUCAAGGUCACCACUGCUCUCAUUCCAGGUCACCGAUGCUCUUAUUCCAGGUCAUCAGUGCUCUCAUUCCAGGUCACCACUGCUCUCAUUCAAGGUCACAACUGCCCUCAUUCACAUGAUGUUGCUUUCUUUGUGUCCGACCAUUUUAAAAACAAAUAUAUUUGUGGCUGGGCAUAAAAUGUGUGACCAUAGUUGAGAUAUUCUUUGGCAUUGCUUUGGUUGAAAUCAAUAUGUUACUUCGUGGCUGGGGGGGCACGGAGCUUUUCAAUGGCGACGACUUACAGGCUGAGUAGGUGGGGAGUUCGAUAACUGAUCGAAUGUCACGAUCAAUGUUUAAUCUGUGUCAAACUUUACCCUUUGAUUUAAAUGCAUUCUUGGACGUACCGCAUUGUAACGGCGCACGCUAACACUAAAAUAACAGCAAUGUGUAAUUUGGGCCCCAACCAGCUUUAACGUUUCUCAUUUUAUUUACUGUUUGUUCCAUCGAAACUAUUUAGUAGCCUUUAUAUAUUUUGGUGUAAUGAAAUAACACAGAGCAUUGCAUUUACUGUACAGAUAGGUCUAUGUCACCCAAAAAUGUUCAACAAAAAAAAUCUAAUGAUCCCUAAUUAAAAGAUAUAGUGGAAAAACUCAAGCAGAACUAGUGAACUCGAUGGAAGGAAGGUUGUUCGUCUCCUUCUUUGACUUUUCAACUCCCAAUGGAGCAUAGAUCAUUAACAGUUUAUUUCCAAGCCUCCCGGUCUCUAACUCUUUCCAACUCUCUUGCAGUUCCAGGUAGGAAUUUUUUUAUUUGCGGGGUUGGGUGGGGGUCUUCUUUUUUUUUCUUGAUCCUUGAGGGGUCCAUACAAGUGCUGGUCUUCUUGAGGGGUCCAUACAAGUGCUGGUCUUCUUGAGGGGUCCAUACAACUGCUGGUCUUCUUGAGGGUUCCAUACAAGUACUGGUCUUCUUGAGGGGUCCAUACAAGUGCUGGUCUUCUUGAGGGGUCCAUACAAGUACUGGUCUUCUUAAGGGGUCCAUACAAGUGCUGGUCUUGCUAUUUAUGGCAUGGGUUUUUCAUGCUAUGACUUAUCCAUCUCCAACUUCUUUUCCGGAAUUCUGUCUCCACUGUGAUUUGUGCUGUCGUGUUGUGUUUCGGACUCUGUGGAGCCUCUUGAUUUUAAAGAUAUACGAAGGUAAUUUUUUUCACGAAGGUUUGCAGUACUUCCCAAUCUUUCUUGGUUGAUUUCCAGCUUCCCGAGCCAUGCAGCAGAACAGGCUUAGCAUUGUCGUUAAAUCUGUAUUCUUGCCUUGAUAUCCGGCUCUGAUCACCCAGGUGAAGGAUAUCGUCUGAUAUAAUAUGUAUGAAUCCGCUUUGUUUUCACAGAACUAAUGGAGGCCACCCAGAAACGAGACCUGGCCGUCUUAGAGAAAGCCAUUGCGCAGGCCAAGAGCAUCAACGCUCACCACGAACUAGACCUCCAGGUAGCCCUGGCCGUCAGACUACGGGAUCACUUGCAAAAGAUUGAGAAGCUGCGACACGCUGUGCUCAACAUGGAGCCCAAAACCAUCUCGGAAAUCAAGUCCUACUCCAACCCACCAGAUGGCGUUCACCAGUGCCUGACAGCAACGUUCCUACUUCUGGGUCAUAACUUGAAGGAGCUAAAUGUAAGGAAAUAGGCGCGACUUAAACAUGAUUCAUGUUCGCGUUUAAAGUAAGGUGACACUUAUUAAAUUAUGACUUGGUAUCAUGGAAUUAGUUAAGAACUGAAAAAUUUAGCGAAUGUGAACUUCAGCUGAAUAGUUCUUAACAAAAAAUAAGAUGUAGAAUGUAGUCUUGCACGUUUAGACUCAGAGAACAGAGUACACAUCUAUGCCAUCCUACACAGCCCCACAGACAGGGCCGUCUUGACAGAAAUGGAGGCCCUUGGCACAGUGAUACACUAAGGCCCAUAACCCUCUAUAUACUCAGGGCCGUGCGAAGGAGGGGGUGAGAGGGACAAUUACCCCUGGUGCACUAACAUCUUAGUCUAACAUGAUGUAAACACAAAUUCUUACUUUACUAGUAUUGGGGGGGGGGAGGGUUUUCAAUUCAUAUCUGGGAGAAAUAAAACUUGUUGUCGGGAGUUAUUCCCCUUUAAGAAGUAUCCAAUUUGUUAUUCGCUUUUAUAAUAUUAAUUUUGGAAUGUGCCGAUAAUAUCGUGGGUUAAACUUGGGAAACGUGCUGUCCACUCACUUUUAAAUCAAAUUAAAUUCCCCAAAAUCUUUCAAUAUACAUUAACAACAUCUAAAGCAUCAUGCCUCUAAACGAAUGAGUCUCCUAGAAGCGUGAGGCCAUGGGCCAGUGUCCAGCGGGCCCAUGCCCUAAGACGGCACUGCCCACAAAUGGCUAUGGCCUGCAACGAUUACAUUGCCUUGCCGAUUCUGGCUAUUAGCCGAAUAUUCUCAGAACUGCAGAGGUUUAUUAUAUUCUAUAGCGUUGGAAAACGUUUCUUUUGAAGUAGUUCAUGAUCGCCCUACUUGUUUAAAUGUAGUUUGAACUAACCCCCUUUUUUUUUUUUUAAACUAUGAGUAGUAUGACGUUGAACAGAAUACAGGGUAACUCGUAACCUCCCUUUAUCUGAAACUCCACAGCGUAUAGUUGGUUUGUUUGCUGUUUUUUUAACGCUAAUGUUUUGAAAUCUUGCGCUUUGACACCUUAGCAAAUUUGAUCUUAUCAAAUAAUAUUUUAGCCCAUAUAAUAUCCAAUCGAUUCAGCUCAACGCUAAUGCUCUCUUCAAAGUUGUAGCUGGGAUUUUUUUUUUAAAUAGCUCUAUCGUUAAGAUAUAGUUACAUAUAUUACUAUACCUAGACCAAUCGUUAAACAUCUCAUUUUUUAAAAGUUAAUCUUCAAAUUUUUACGGUCCUCAAUAAGUUUUUUUUUCUCUUCACAUUAUCUUCAUGCAGGUAUGGCAGAAGGUCCAAGCGCUGCUGGGUAAGACAGGGCGUGAGUCUGUGAUGAGAAAAAUAUCCAAAUUCGACGCACAGACAGUGGCCUUACGAACUGCACACGUUGCCAAGAAGAUGGUGGAGCCGUACACCAAAGAACAGAUCAGAGACGUGAGUGCGGGGGCAGCUACUUUCUACAUCUGGGUAAGUCAAAGCUUAUUCUACAUAACUUGUGUAAGUCAAAGCUGAUUCUACAUAACUUGUGUAAGUCAAAGCUGAUUCUACAUAACUUGUGUAAGUCAAAGCUGAUUCUACAUAACUUGUGUAAGUCAAAGCUGAUUCUACAUAACUUUUCGCAUGUCUCUGCCCAUAAUUUUGGGGGUAAGAAGAUACCUAAAGAAUUUGACCUCUCUUACUUUCCCUUUCGCAAAUCUAUCUUAGUUUUUUUCCCCGUCAGAGACAUUAAAGAGAAGCAUUCGUUUCAUUAGAAGAUUCUUAAAGCGUAUUUUAUAUUUUGUUAUAGCUUGUGUGUUGAUCUAGUUUUUAUUCACCGCAGUCCGUGGCAAUCAACCUUACCCAGCCUCAUUAAAAAAAAAAAAAAGUAUAUUGAUUCCAUCGAUUAAAUGUGCAGCGCUCUAUCAUUACACACUACUUUGAUUUGGGAAAAUUGUUUUACGUUCUAAUUUGUUCGAAAGAAUGCUAUAGGGGGGAGGGGGUGCAAUUUCUAGAAUAUCUUUUUGGGGGCGGGGGGGGGGUGUAACUCCUUCCCGGGAGCUUUCCCAGCCGAGAGAGAUUUGGUAGAUUUCUCAGACACGAGUUAUAUUACUUAUCAUUACACACUACUUUGAUUUGGGAAAAUUGUUUUACGUUCUAAUUUGUUCGAAAGAAUGCUAUAGGGGGGAGGGGGUGCAAUUUCUAGAAUAUCUUUUUGGGGGCGGGAGGGGGGUGUAACUCCUUCCCGGGAGCUUUCCCAGCCGAGAGAGAUUUGGUAGAUUUCUCAGACACGAGUUAUAUUACGAGACUCACUAUACUUAUAGGAGCCUUACAAGAUUUUGCUUAGUUUGAUUAAAUUGAAUAUUCUUCUUCUAUAUAUUAAAGACCCACGAUCAAUAUAUUGAUCAUUGUGGCUCCUAAUAUUGAUAUCACUAGCUUUGGUAUCAAUACUUUGUUACUUACUGUUCAUGUAACGAGCUAAAUCCUAAAACGGAUUAAAUUUGAAAAGCCAUUUAACUCAGCGAUUCUCAGACUGUGGGUCGCGAACCCUUUGGGGUUCUAACGACCCUUACACGGGGGUCACCCAAGACCGUCGGAAAACACAUAUUUAUGAAGUGGCAACGAAAAUAAUUUAUGGCUGGGGGUCACCACAACAUGAACUGUAUUAAAUGGUCGCAACAUUAGGAAGGUUGAGAACCACUGAUUUAUCGGUACAUAACAAUCAAUUUACCCAUCAUAAUUAUAGGUCAUAUACGAAAUUCUAGUCCAAUAUACAACAACCCUCCACAACUCCACUCCCGACCUUUAACAGGGUAUCUAUUUCAACAAAUAAAAUUCAUUAUUUUAGUUUAAAUUUAAAAAAGAUUGCUGACAUGAAACGUGUAUUAAAAACUGUACGCUGUUAAUGAUCACUGCAUUGACGGUGCGUUGCUAGUACACGCAUCAAUGACGGUGUCAGGUUACGUCAAUGCCCCCCCCCCCAAUCUAUAUUUCUCUAGUUGUAUCCUGUCUCCGUGUCGUGUUACCUCCUCAAGUUUUUCAUGAUAUUGCAGGCCCUCGGCAUGAUUGAGGAGGUCGAGUCUUACGGUGGAACAGAACAGAACGAUCAGAUGACUCUGAGGAAUUAAACAGCCAUUCAUUCGCAACUCCAGUGGACCGAACCUAAAAGCAUUUAAAUCUGCUCGGCAACGCUUGUUAACAGCAGACAAUA
Lymnaea stagnalis (great pond snail) is the source of this 14262-nucleotide messenger RNA. The record is from the annotation of a GenBank genome assembly. NCBI's taxonomy places the organism in Eukaryota, Metazoa, Mollusca, Gastropoda, Lymnaeidae.